This is a messenger RNA of Magallana angulata, 1423 nucleotides long. RefSeq lists its product as uncharacterized. The transcript has 5 exons. NCBI's taxonomy places the organism in Eukaryota, Metazoa, Mollusca, Bivalvia, Ostreida, Ostreidae. Gene Ontology annotation, molecular function: oxidoreductase activity. The record is from RefSeq and is a predicted model, not a curated record.
UUGGAUUUUACAUGGCGGUACAAUAUUCCGAUGUAAACAAGGAGAAAUCCUGUGAACAAACGAAGAAACCGAUUUCAAAGUGAAAGAGCAGGAUCUAGAACAAUCACCUGAUCACGUACAUGUAAUUGUGGCUUAUCAGCGUCUCAUUUCCUUGUACCUUUCCGGUCGAGGAAUUGCUAAUAUGGCCUCAAAACAGCAGAUAAAUAUCGAUGUGGUAAGCGAUGUCAUCUGACCCUGGUGUUGGGUUGGGAAGAGGAAGAUGGAACUCGCCAUGGAUUCCGUGAAGGACAAGUAUGAUUUCCAUGUGCGAUGGGAGCCGUUUUUCCUCAAACCCAACACCCCACCCGAAGGAAUCCCUAAACCAGCUGCGUACACGGACCCAAAUAAUCCAAGGGUGGCAGCCUUGAUUCAGAGUGGGGCAGAGAUCGGAUUGCAGUUCACCAACAAAUGUCCUGUAUUCCCUAACACCCUGAAGGCACAUGCAUUGAUGGAAUAUUCCAAAGAAGUAGAAAAUGGACAAAAACAAAAUGACGUUGCAGAAAAACUUUUCAAGAAGUAUUUCACAGAUGGGGAAAAGCUAGCUGAUGAGACUUUGCUGGAAGUAGUCAGUGAUGCGGGUCUGAGUAAGGACAGCUUCCUGGAUUAUGUCACUAAUCCUGAUAAUCUAGAGAAAGUGGUCACUAAGGCAGCCAGGUGGUCAGCCAUGGGAAUCUCAGGUGUACCAACAUUUUACAUGAAUGGACAAAAGAUGUUCUCAGGAGCUCAGGAUCCGCACACCUUCACGAAAAUGUUUGAAGUGGCAGCGACCAGAUUCCCACUUCAACCCGAAAGCAAGAAUUAGAGCUACUAAAGGUGUAAAGUAGAGAGUAACAGAUUGAUCACGGUUCCACCAGGUGUGAAACAGAAAGGUGUAGUGAACAGGUGAACAGGACGGUUUGAUGUUCUAUGCCUACAUUUUUUAAUUAAUAUGAGACAUUCAUUGCUAGGAGCAGGUACACCCUGUAUACAUGUAUACAUGUAGUACAAAAUAUAAAUUAUAUGUAACUUUAGAACAGCUUUCAGUUAAAGGUACCAAAUAAAGAACAGUUUAGUAUUUGUUUUUUUUUGUGAACCAAUGAAAAUUUUCAUGGAAAAAAAAUUUGAAACCAGGAAAUUGGAUAUGAAUACUUUCACUACCAACAAUCACUAGACUGUUCUUUGUUUUUAUUGUUAGAGUUAAUCUGUUUUAUAUUCUGUCUCUCUCUUAUACAAGAAAUAAAACUGGAUUUAAUGAUUAAAGUUUCUUGAACGUAGUAUGUGAUUUUCGUUAUUUGAUCACAUGAUCAGAUUUCAAUUGGAUUCCAAUUUACAAGUUGAAAAUGUGAUUACAAUUUUUGUUGGUGCUACAACUCCAAACUACAAUAAAGAAAUAUAUUCAAAACUA